Oncorhynchus keta (chum salmon) is the source of this 895-nucleotide messenger RNA. RefSeq names its product tetraspanin-13-like. The record is from RefSeq and is a predicted model, not a curated record. The transcript is spliced from 6 exons. Lineage: Eukaryota; Metazoa; Chordata; Actinopteri; Salmoniformes; Salmonidae. Bases 50 to 751 code for a protein of 233 amino acids. Gene Ontology annotation, cellular component: membrane.
UUGCAAUCCUACCCACCUGUAAAACGCCAUAGGCACUGUUUGUCAUUCUAUGAUAAAACUUAAUUACUUUUCAACUCGGAGACGUUUGAGUCUGAGAAUUGCUUUGUUCGAGAGGAUAAAAAAACGAAUAUCGACAAUGGUUUGCGGAGGAUUUGUUUGCACGAAGAAUUCCCUAUGCGCUCUGAACAUACUUUAUGUUAUGGUGAGCUUGCUGCUGAUUGGAGUAGCUGCUUGGGGGAAAUGGUUUGGCCUGGUCUCCAGUUUUCGGGUGGUGGCUGGAAUCAUUGGUGUGGGCAUCUUCCUGUUAUUUGUGGCCUUCGUGGGCCUCUGUGGUGCCCUGAAGCACCACCAGGUCCUGCUGUUCUUUUACAUGAUUAUCCUGUUCCUGGUGUUCAUGGUUCAGCUGUCAGUGUCUGCUGCAUGUCUGGCUAUCAAUAAAGAGCAGCAGAAAGAACUCCUAGAGGUGGGCUGGAACAAGUCCGAGGCCACUCAGAAGGAUGUGGAGAAAAGUCUAAACUGCUGUGGCUUCUUCCAUCCGAACUAUAAUGGCACCUGUGACGCGGACUGUUUCUCCAACCCAUUAUCCUGCAACCCUUGUGGUCCAAUCAUCCAAAGUCAUGCUGAGGAGGUUUUACGCUUUGUGGGUGGGAUUGGAUGCUUCUUCAGCUUCACAGAGAUCCUGGGAGUGUGGCUAACGCACAGAUACAGAAAUCAGAAGGAUUCCCGUCCAAACUCUGGUGCAUUUCUAUAACUAGCUUGUUCAUAAACUCAACUUUGCACUGUCAUGCAAUUGUAUUUAGAUCCUGUGUGACUUUUAUCUUACGAUUAUUGUAUGUUUCCUAUUUGGAUAUUUUCAUUGCUGUAAUAGAACGAUGUGUUGAUAUAUCUAAUACUA